CUGUCGGCGAGCCACUUGACUUCCCGCGCCGUGCUUCGCCGGAGCGCCCCGACUCGCGAGCGCGGGGCUAUGGCGUCGAGUCCACGCUCUCGCAUGCGCGCAAGCCGUCACUGCCGCUCUCGCCUCCAACAUCGACGUCCGUGCAGCACGCACGCUUCUUGCCGGCGUCGUCUCAUUCGCCUGCAGAAGAUGCGCCCGAGUGGAGCACGCUGUGGGCCCCUGGCCUCGGUCGACCGGGACCCAUGCCAGCGCGCCACCUUCCGCCGGACGCCGUGCUGCCGACCGUCGCUCGUCGUCGCCGCUCGGGCCGUACAGGCCACCUCUCGACGCAGGGCCGUGCAGCCGCAGCACGGCGCUUCCGCCUGCCUCUCUUCUCCGGCGCCGGCACCAGCACGGCGCAGCAGCGCGAGCAGGCCAUCGCCAAGGACCAGCAAGUGCGCCGCACGGGCAGCGACGCCGCGCAUGGCCUCUCGCUCUCGCGCGUGGUCAAUGCUGGAGACGCCGAUCAGCUGCUCGAGGCCGGUCUGCGCUCGAGCGGCGCGCAGAAGCGGCCGCGCGUCGCGCUCUUUGAGCCCUCGCCGCUCGCCGUCCAGGCGCGCUCGCGCCGUGAGCAAGAGGCGCAGGUCGAGCAGGAUGAGGUGCAGGUCAUCGAGUAGCCGUCUCCGCGACAUGUCUCCACAAGCGUUUGUGUGCAUCAUGCUCGUCUGCGAGGCUUGGUGUCUGACUGCGAAGUGUGCGAGAAUGAUGCUGGCCGAGGGGAGCUCUCGCGUCCAGGGUCCGGGCGGCGAAAGCAGCGGCCGGAAAACGCGGCCCAUGCGCAGCGGCACCAGACGCUUCUCUCCUGCCAUGUCGAGCGGGGCUCAGGCUGCACUGCUGCCGACGGGGCCAGCUGAAGGUCAGACCAUCGCUGCCUCAUCGUCGUUGCCUGACGUCCGUCCAGCGCAGGCGAGAGGAAGUGCGAGAGGCACACAUGCUCAGCGGCAGACCGGCACAGGCACGAUUGAGUCUGAUUGCUGCUGAACGCGUGGGAGCUGGACAGCCGCUUGCAGCCCUUCAUUGGGCAGCCUGAGCUCUCGGAUGGCGCCAAUGUGGGCGAUGGUCAUGGACGUGGGCGCUCCGACGUCGUCUGACGAGGCUUGUCGAUAUUUGUUGGUCUCCAUGGGGGGUUUGGGAGCUGUGGCAUGCGCAGCUCGUGCGAUCCUCGCGAGGCGCGAGCGGUGUGCAGCGGGCGUCGCCGCAGCCGCCAGCCGGU
This is a messenger RNA of Tilletiopsis washingtonensis, 1252 nucleotides long. RefSeq lists its product as hypothetical. The transcript has 2 exons. The record is from RefSeq and is a predicted model, not a curated record. NCBI's taxonomy places the organism in Eukaryota, Fungi, Basidiomycota, Exobasidiomycetes, Entylomatales. The coding region runs from base 70 to 1020 and encodes 316 amino acids.